Molecule: messenger RNA, 1846 nt
Organism: Schistosoma curassoni
Lineage: Eukaryota; Metazoa; Platyhelminthes; Trematoda; Strigeidida; Schistosomatidae
Source: the annotation of a GenBank genome assembly
CUACAUUUAAAAUAUGGAAAAUCCAUAUAUUUUUAAUGAACUCACGUGUUUACGUAAUUGCAAUAUUAAAUAUGUAUAUUCACUAUUCUUUAGAAUUAAGAGGAUUUCGCACAAUAAUUAGGUUACUAUUCAUUUCAAAUAAGAAAUAAAGAAGUAUGAAGACACUAGUUAUCUUGAUUUAUAUUACUUGGAUUUUGUACUUAAAUUUCCCGCAAGUUGGUUCAUUGUCUCAAUCUCAAUAUCCAAUUAAACAUGAUCUAUUUCAAUCCAUUCUGAAAGCAAAUGAUAAUUUUAUUUAUUAUCAACAUCGUUUAAUAAUUGGGCAUAUUGUAACACUGCCAUGUGAAUAUGAGAGUAUGGACAACAAUAAUAAUAAUCGAAGAAUUCAUAAUCAAUCAGUAGUUUAUGAAUGGUUGUUCAAUGGUAGACAAUUAUCACCGCAUAGAGCAUUUUUUAAUGCAAACUGGGAUAUUCAUGGAUAUUUAACUAUAUGGGCUAUGAUAUCGAGGCAAACAACGUUAUGGUGUCAUAAACAAAUUAUCGAUAAUAAUAACCAGAUAAUUGAUAAUUAUUAUUAUUCACAUCAAAUUACUUUCAUUAAUUUAGCUAUAUUGAAUCAAAUUGUCGGUAUUAAAGUAGAUAUGAACAUGGAUAAAUAUGCAUUAUUGCAUAAAUGUCAAAUUGACAAUAACACAUGCGAUUGUCAAACAACAUUUGGUAUUAAUGUAACAUCCGAUAAAGAAAUGGCAAAAUCAAAACAUUAUAUUUUAGAGAAUUUAGAAGUACUCAGUCAAUCUAUAUGUCAGAACUUAACAUUUUGUAUAAAUUUUUAUUUAAAUGAUUUUCUAUGCAUGAAUAGUUUGAAUGAUUCACGUGCUACGCACUACACUGAAUUUACAUUUAUUUUGGACAAUUUUAGAAAAUAUACGGUAAAUUCGACAGGUACAUCCAUCGCAUUCGAGGCCUCUGAACUUUUUGAAGAGUUACAAUGGAAAUUAAAUGAUGAAUUACUGUCGAGGAAAAGUUAUUUAACUGAAAUAUUGAAAGAAAAAUUCUCAACUAAAUACAUAGAAGUUAUAAUUACACCGUAUUAUCGAUCUAUUCAUUAUUGUAUGGGUCCAUCAGGAAAGCUGCUUCCGGCACAUGGUGAAUGUGAUCUAUGCUCACCGGGGUCGUAUUACCCAAGUCGUAUUAUCGAUCCACCACCGCCAUCAAUUGAUGAAGAACUCUUGCCUUCUACUGCUAACCAAAUAAUAUUCACGGAUGGAUACAUCAGAUCUCAAUUUACCACUAGUGAUUAUGACCUAAUCAAAUGUCUUCCAUGUCCACAUAAUACAUAUUCUGAGGAAUAUGGUCAAUCAAGUUGUUUACCAUGUCCAUUUCAACACAGUAUACCAAUCGAUCGUGAUAGUGAUACACACCCGAUAAAUGGAAGUGAUUGGCUACACAUAGCAUGCACUAAAGAAGACAGAUCUGAACUACUUAUGAUACAAGUAAUUCAAAGAAUAUUAGGCAAGACAAUAGGUGAAUAUAUAAAAAAAACUUCACUCAUCAAACGUGCUGGAAUUCUAUGUUUUAUCAUUGCUUUGCCUGGUAUUAUCACUUUUUUAUUAAUAUUUAUUGCCUAUAUUUUGAUUGAUGUUGGAUCAACAUUGAAAGAAAUGGCUAAAACUUUACAUCCAUUGCAAAUACAAUUAGCUGAGAUCAGUACAGCAAAUGCACGUUUGGAUGUGCAAUUGAGUGAAGCAGCUGAAAGGACUUAUAGACAUGAAAAGUGAAUAAUUACCAAAACUUUGCAAAUUCAUUAAGACAGUAUUAGUUCUGAUUUGUUAUUAUUAUUAUUAUU